This is a messenger RNA of Teleopsis dalmanni, 2268 nucleotides long. Its product is annotated as ATP-binding cassette sub-family G member 1. The record is from RefSeq and is a predicted model, not a curated record. Gene Ontology annotation, molecular function: ABC-type transporter activity; ATP hydrolysis activity; ATP binding. Gene Ontology annotation, cellular component: plasma membrane. The transcript is spliced from 11 exons. Lineage: Eukaryota; Metazoa; Arthropoda; Insecta; Diptera; Diopsidae. Bases 67 to 1899 code for a protein of 610 amino acids.
GUAUUUAAAUUUUUAUGAUAAAUUUGUUUGAUUCUUAAUCAAAAUAUAUUUAUUGAAAUUAACAAAAUGAAUGUUCAAUCAAGUAAUAAACUACUUAAGAAUCGCGUGAGACCUGUUGACAUAUCCUUCAAGGAUCUAACUUAUGUAGUCAGUGUACAAAAACAAAAAGAGAAGAAAACCGUACUUAAAACUAUUUCGGGAUGCUUCAAAUCUGGUCAGUUAACUGCAAUUAUGGGACCUUCCGGUGCAGGAAAAUCAAGUCUAUUAAAUAUAUUAACCGGAUUCACUAAAAAUGGUGUGACCGGCACAGUAAAAUUCGGGGAAGCACUGAAAUCACGAAAGCUCUGCUGUUAUAUAAUGCAAGACGAUCACUUCUAUUCAUUUUUUACAGUAGAAGAAACGAUGAUGCUCGCUGCCACACUUAAAAUAUCAAACAAUUCAAUGAAUCUUAAGGAAAAGAAAAUGUUGAUAGAACACAUCUUAGAUACUCUGAAACUCUCGAAGACAAAAUUAACGCGUUGUAGUAAAUUGUCUGGUGGUCAGAAGAAACGUCUAUCUAUAGCUUUAGAGUUAAUUGAUAAUCCAGCUGUACUAUUUUUGGACGAACCCACAACUGGAUUAGAUAGUUCAUCGUCAAGCGAUACAAUACAAUUGCUGCAAACCUUAGCCAAUGAAGGUCGUACCAUUGUUUGUACUAUACAUCAGCCUUCAACAAAUAUAUAUCAUAUGUUCAAUCAGAUCUAUGUGAUGAGUCAAGGUCACUGUACUUAUCAGGGUACACCAUAUAAUACAAUUGAGUUUUUGAAGUCAGUUAACUUGGAUUGCCCACCAUAUCAUAAUCCCGCCGAUUUUUUGCUUGAAUGUGUAAAUGGUGAUUAUGGGAACCAUACACAGGCUUUAGCGGAUAGUGCACAAAAUCCCCAAUGGCGUAACGAUCAAAAUUGUGAACAAAACGAUCUCUUCCAUGAUGUCCAAAUUGUACAAAUGGCCAAUGUAAAUGAUGUACGAAAUCAUAAAAUCUCUCUAACCCCACCAAUGGACUCUACACAGCAUGUAUACCCACCGCCAGAAUGGAUGCGUUUAUGGAUUUUAAUAGGACGAUGUCAUGUGUUGUUCUUUAGAGAUUGGACAGUUACUUAUUUAAAAUUGAUAAUGCAUAUCCUUUGUGCCAUCCUUGUUGGUUUUCUUUAUGGAGAUUCGGGUUCGAAUGCGACAAAACAAGUAUCUAAUCUCACCUCCUUCCUUAUACAUUGCGUUUAUCUCUGGUAUACAACAAUGAUGCCGGGUGUGCUGCGUUUUCCGCAAGAAAUGAAUAUUAUUAAAAAAGAAACGUUCAAUAAUUGGUACAAACUGAAAACGUAUUACUUAGCCACAAUUAUAACAUCCACACCGGUUCAUAUAAUAUUUUCCAUGGUUUAUAUAACAAUUACUUACCUCUUAACUGAUCAACCGUUCGAAGUAGAGCGUUACGUGAAAUGCAUGCUGACGGCGAUUGUGGUCACAAUCUGCGCAGAUAGUUUGGGUAUUUUGUUGGGCACCAUAUUAAAUCCAAUUAAUGGCACUUUCGUAGGCGCAGUGCUAACUUGCUUUAUGCUUAUAUAUUCCGGAGUUCUAAUACUGUUAACGCAUAUGUCACAGUUAAUGAAAUUUGUUUCUUAUUUUUCACCACUGAGAUAUGGAGUUGAGGGUAUGAUACUUUCAGUCUAUGCGAAUAACCGAGAAGACACGAUUUGUCCGGAGAAUGUCAUAUAUUGUCAUUUCAAAAAUGCUGCCACAAUUCUCAAAAGUUUUGGUAUGGAAAAUGGAAAUUUCGGUUUUAAUAUUUUAAUGAUUAUUUUACAAGUGACAUUUUUCAAAAGUCUCGCCUAUUACACAUUGAAACGGAAAUUAACGCAGUAAUUUGCUAUAAAGUUUUCCACUUUGUAAGUUGUGAAAAGUUUUCAAAAAGUGAUAUAGAAUAUUAGUUUUAUACAUAUGACAUUAUCCUGUGAAUAUUGUUAGAUGUCCUAUAUGCAAAUAUUUAUAGUAAAAAGUUUUAUAUUAUUGUUUCAUAUUAGAAACAAUAUCUUAAUGAUUUGUAUGCCAAGUAGAUAAUAGUACUAAACAGAAAAUAAUUAAUUAGUUCUAAUUAAUUAUAAUUAAAAAUUAAUAAUAUUUCGAUUACAAAAGUAUUACGUAUACUGCUUCACCUAUUCUUGCUUGCAGUCUUUUAUCAAAGACAAUCCAAAUUGUACGUUAAUGUAGCCGUGAUAAAAUAAUUAAAAAAUA